Molecule: messenger RNA, 6493 nt
Organism: Mytilus californianus (California mussel)
Lineage: Eukaryota; Metazoa; Mollusca; Bivalvia; Mytilida; Mytilidae
Product: influenza virus NS1A-binding protein homolog
Exons: 11
Coding region: 234-2246 (670 amino acids)
Molecular function (GO): protein binding
Source: RefSeq, a predicted model, not a curated record
AAUGUUUUGUUAUUAGUUCCAAUCAAGGAUUUAUAACUAAUAUACCUCCUUGUUUCAAUCAAGUGGUUGUGAUUUUGCCAAGACAUUGAUUAUGAAUUAUUAAUUGCGUAUUGAUGUUGUUAAUUGUAUUUUGCAGACCAUAUGUAUAAUUAGAUAGUACAGGGAUUGGACCGAUGUAUUACAAAUUUAGAUUCAUUUAACAUUUAAUGGAAAACAAGAUAUAGUUGGUAACCAUGGAUAUCAUUACGAACGGCAACAGCGACACACACAUAAGUCAAAUAGAGGCUAACCUUGAACAUGAAGCAACAGAACACAGAACCAAUUUAUUGACUAACCUAAAUACACUUCGUAGAGAGAAGCAGUUGUGUGAUGCUAUUCUAGUCAUUGGUCGUCAUGAAACUCCAAUUCACAGAGCUGUUGUGGCAUCUUCCAGUACUUACUUGUUGGAAAUGUUCAAGAAAGAUAAAAAGGAAAAGAAAGAAGGGCAAACACAGAACAUGUAUAAAUUAAAGGACAUAGACUAUGAAAGUUUUCAGUAUCUUUUGGAUUAUAUCUAUACUGGCAGGUUGGCAGUUCCUGGCCCAUGUGUCAAGGCGGUCUACAAAGCAGCCGUCAAACUGAAAAUAGCCGACGCUGCCAGAACCUGUUCCCAGUUUCUUGCUUCCAAUCUCUCCGUAGCCAACUGUUUAGGUGUACGUAGGUUUGCUGUAGAUGAUGAACUGAGGAAAAAAACAGACCUAUUUAUCCAAAACAACAUUAACAGUGUCACAUGUAGCAAACUGUUUUUUGGUCUUUCAACAGUACAGGUAGAAAUUAUUGGUGCAGAUGAAGAAUUAAUAGAACCCAGUAACAGUCAUCACAUGGCAGAGUUAGUACUUAGCUGGGCCAGAGAUAGUAUAGAUACAGAAAAACCAAGACUAGAUAACCUAACUGAACAGGUUAAUAUAUUAUAUUUGAACAAAGACAACACUCUGACAGACUUUAAGGACAUUAAUGAUGAAAGGACAAAAGAAGAAGAUGAUGUUCGUGAAUAUAAAUGUAUUGUGAAAAGACAUGUAGUGCCACAGAAGGACCCAGUUGCCAAUUUAAACAGUCCACUGAAUGGAAAUGUUCUGAAAUUUAAUAUUAAUCCUGAAAACCCGAUCUCACCUAAAGAAUGGUUAGUUAUAGCUGACUACCAAACCAAAGAUAAAACUUUUAUGUCCUUGUGUAUGCUGAAUGGUGACCUGUCUGUUUUAUCUAUACAUUGUCGAACAAAGGCACACAGUCCUCCAGACAGUGGAUCAGAAGCACCAGACUCACCCACCACUAAUUCUAUGACCUUGGAAAGAGCAGUGUCCUUGACACCAUUAGCAUCAAUGACAGUACCUCGAUGUGGAUUUGGUAUGACGGUUGUGAAUAAAAAGCUAUUUGCCUGUGGUGGCUAUGAUAGAGGAGAAUGUAUGAAAUCAACUGAGUUCUAUGAUUCCCAGAAAAACAAAUGGAUUCCUGCUGCAGAUAUGUCUGUCCCUAGAGGGCGCUUCUCUACAGAAAAUGUUCAAGAUGUAAUAUAUGCUGUUGGUGGUUCAAAUGGUCAAAUAGAACAGAAGACAGUAGAAUGUUAUAAUUAUGAGAAUGAUAAAUGGUCAACAGUAUCUCAAGUGGCAAAGGCCAAAGUUUCUCAAGCAUUGGUAUGUGUAGAUAACAAGUUAUAUUGUAUUGGUGGUUGUGUGGGACCCAAAAGUGUCCCUGACUGUGAAGUCUUUGAUCCAGAGACAAAGAGUUGGUCCAAAAUAGCACCAUUAAAUACAGGAAGGUACCAGAUUGCAGCUUGCUAUCACAAAGGUUUCAUAUAUGCCAUUGGAGGUACCGAUGGUUGGAAUGUUUUAGGAAUUACUGAGGUGUAUGAUAUUAAAACAGAUAAAUGGGUAUUGGGACCAAGUUUGAAUGUGGUUCGUAGAGGUGCUGGUUGUGAUAUAUUCAAUGGUAAAAUACAUGUUGUUGGCGGAAGUGAUGGAUCUAAUAGUCUGAAAUCUGUAGAAAUUCUGGACAACAACAACUUUAUACUUGGAAGUUCAAUGAGUAUAGGUAGAGCCAAUGUGGGUGUGGUCAAUCUUUCCAAUCGACUUUAUGCUGUUGGUGGAUUUAGUGGCAAAAAGUUCCUUGAUACAUUUGAAUACCUUGACCCAAAAUCAGAAGAAUGGUGCAGUUAUGUUCCAGUGGAAGAGGUUCAGAAAUCACAGAAAAAUGGAAAUGCUUCAACUUAAAUAGUUAUUUAUUUUGGUAAUUUUUUGGGGAUCUCUGGUCCAGAUGAUUUCACCUGUAUUAUCAACCUUAAUAACACAUCCUUAUAAUGCCGGUGAAAUAUUAAGGAAUCCCUUUAUGUUCAUCAUUUCCUCCAUUCCUGCCAGUUGUCUCCCAUUUAUUUAUCUUACAAGAGUUAUCUGUCCUUUGGGAGUAUAUCUUGUAUAUUCUGAUUGCUAUCAUGUCAAAUUGGUCCAUUGUUUUUUGCUAUCAAAAAAAUUCUGUAAGUGGAAAUUAUUGCAACGAAAUUUUAUAAGAUAAUGAAAGUUUCAAAAAAUUUAAGACUGGAGAAGUAUUUUAGAAAAGGAAAACAAAUUGGUAUGCAGUUGUUUCAAAAAUUUAUUCUAUCAAUAAAGAUAAAUGUUGCUAAACAAAUACCAAAAUAGGGGAUGCAAAGUUACUAAAGGUAAUUGAUGGCCUCUUUAAAAGGGAGCAUAUUUUUUCUCCCCUAGACAGUUCUAUAAAAUAUUCAUGUUUUUUUUUAUUAUUGAGGAUUUCUCAUGAAUCAGUCUUAUCAAGUUACAUUCCGAAAUAUAUCAUGACCAUGACUGAAACUAGUUUUUAUAUUAAUUGCAUUCUUUUUUCAGAAAUCACGAAUCAUGCAUAAGUAUCAAUUUAUAUUCAAAAAGAAGAUCAGGGAAAUCAAUGAAUUCUUAUUUUAAUCAUCCUUAAAAUUCUACAGUAGCCUCAAAUGUACUUUUUUUUUUAAAUCAAAUUAAGUGACUACCACUUUGUGAAGCUGCAUUUUGAAACAUUGACAGUAGAUUCCUUAUUUUAACAUGUGGUUAAAAUCUGAAGAAAAAGAUAUAAACUUAUUGUAGAUUUCCAUUAAUACUUUUAUUAACUCAACAUUUCAAAUUAUGUAAUUUGUACAAUUUGAUUUGAUGCUAUCAAAAGUUUGAAGAACAAGGACAGCAUGUGUGAAAAACAAUUAGUUAUUGUUGUUUUAGUGGUAUCUGAAUUGGUUUAAUUUAGUUGAUGCAAAAAAUGACAAAUUAAUAUCUAAGCUUUCAAUUGAAUAAAUUAUUAAAUGUGAUUAUUAUUAAAAUUCAUGUUACUAUAUAUACUUGGACAUUCUUUUACCUUCACUUGUAUAUAUUGUAGUGUUUCAUUUACGUGAAGUUCAAACUCUAGAUUGGUCUAGAUUUAGGGUGUGGACAAUACAUUGCAGUAGAAAGAUCCUUUUGAGUCCAGUUCCCCUUAAGUAAAAGAAAUUUCUCGCUUCUUGUUACAAAUUAUUUACAGAUCCUCAGUUUAUUUUAGACGGAUUUUUUUACAAACCUUGAUAGUUUAAAUGACACUUUGUCUUAAUAGUUUUCAGUUUGUUCAGAAAGUUAGCAGUUUUCAUUCCAGAAUCAAAAGGCAGCUUAAAUGUGAUGUGAGGUGAUUUAACAGCUUGUAUCAACACAUCUGAUUAACUGUGAAAAUUUACCUGGAAAAUCAAUAGCAAAGUGUUCGUGAAGAUUUACCUGUCUUGGCACUUAUUUCCUGUUGAUGUGAAAGUUAAUUUUUUUUAUAAUAUUGUAUGUAUUUAUUCUGCAUGAAGUGGAUCUUUGUCUCUCUUCCUUUUAUGUGAAAGUAUUUCUAUGUUUUUGUUUUCUUUUUUCUUUUUUUAAUAAAAACUCCAUAAUUCAAUGACAAUUUUUUUCUGUAAGUUUAAUUGUUCAAGAUAUCUUUUUUUCUGUAAUUAGUAAUAAACAGAUUUUCAAUAUAUUUUAAUUAUUUAUUUGAUACUAAAUAACAGUGUCAAAAAUCUAUAUUAUUCUUAUAUUUGAAAUAUAACAUCUAAUUGACAGAGUUCCAUGAGGUAUAUAAUUUUUGUAUAUGUGGUAUAUAAUUGUCAAUACUUGAAAGGUGGCCAGAUACUGGUCUGUGGUUCCCAUUUCUUAACCUUUCUAAAUCACUUCAUGUUCUUAUCCCUACAGUUAUCUCCCCUUAUGACUACAUCUACACACCAGUGUCACUUCCUCAUUUUAUCUGCAGGGUACACAAUACAAGUAUUAUAUUUGAUAAAUCAUGAUAUUUCUAUUACAUAGUGCUGUUUUAAAACAAAGAAAAAAAUUUUUGAUUAUUUAAUUUCUUUGCACUGUUUUUGAUAUUUCUACAAUCAACAAUUUGCUCAAAUAUUUGUCAUUUCAAUUUUUUUCUACAUUUAUUUUGUUAGGCAACAUGGCGUUGUAUGAAAAGAUAUUUUGAAUUUGGAAGUUUAAGUUUCUUUUGUUUUUCUGAAGUACUAAAUAGAUUGUUUUGGUAUAACUGCAAGACACUUGUUUUCUAAAUUGCAGUAUCGUCAGCAGUUGCAAAUUAGUAUGUUUUCAUGCAAAAAUGUUACUACUUAGGGUUGUUUAACGCUUUUGACUACCAUUGAGGGUAUUCAAGGUCGUUCAACACACCCGUAAUACUGUAUUUAAACAUAUUAACCUCAUCAUUUCUUGAAAUUUUUUAUGAGUUUUGCAGAAAACAAUAUAUUUUUCCACAUAUUAUUUCUGUUGAUGUUAUAUAUAUAUAUAUAUACAAAACUAUCUAAAGCAUUCUUAUAAAAUAUGUUUAUAGAUGUAAAAUAAUGUCAGUAAUAAGUAAAUUAUAUAUUAAUCGCAUGUGUCACAAUUUUUUAUUGAAAGAUAUUUUGUACCAGACCAGUUAAAGGCAUUUUUAUUGUGUUAGAGUAGUAUAAGAUGCCAAGGAAGUAUGUUAUUUUCUUUAUUUGCCACUAUAUUGAGGUGUAUCUGUAUCAAUAAAUCGGAAUAUUCGUAUGGAAGGAGGUUAAGUUAUAAAGAUUUAUGUACAGAAGACCAUGAUAACUCACGGAAUAACUUCUGGGAAGGUUGUACCCUAUAAGCAAUUUUUGUUUUCAUUUUGCUUUAGAAAUUUUAGAACAAUGCAUGAGGUAAAGAUUAGUGUUUAGUCAGUUGACAAAAUCACUGUUGGGAGGAUUGUAGAUGAUUAACAAUUUUGGGUAUUCUUUUGUGCUUUAAAAUUUAAGAAUACACGUGUAGUAUUAAAAUAUCAAAAUUAUAAAGUGUUUUGUAAUUGUAUCUAAGACUUUGUCAGAGUUAAUAAAAUUGUGAACAAUUUAAUCUGGCCCAUAUCAAAAUGUGAACUACACAACAGAAAGAUGUUUUGAAAGCAGUUGAGUGUUGAAUAGACUAAUCUAAAGAAUAAUUGUCUUUUUGAUGAUAAAUUUAAAAGAUAAAGUACAUGGUACUAGUGAUAAAGGAUGUAAUUAUGUUAGAAGAUUAUUUGAAUAACUGUUAGUCAUUUUUGAUUGGUUUAACCAUUUGUAGAACUAUGACUUAAUUGUAUAUAAAUCUGUUGGAAAUUUUGUUAAAUAAUUUGAAAAUAUUUAUUUGUACUAAUUGAUGAUUUCAUAAUUUUUCCAAUGAAUUUAUAGAUGAAAUACCCUAAUGCAUUGUGGGUCCCCUAUCAAUAAAGCUAGGAAGAUAACACACUAUAGUCUUUUUCUGUCCAUAUUUUACAUUUUUUCUACUGGAUAGAGAUGGUGAAUUGAUCCAGUUUUUGAUCUCGUGUUUUGUUAUAUAUAAGAAGAUAUAGAUAAAUUGUGAGUGUGAUCUGAUAAUAUUUUGUCAUGCCCAAUGAUUAAGAAUGAUGUUUGGAGAUUUUAACAGCUUUCCACUUUUUCAUAAUCAAAGGUUAUUUUUUGUUUUGAUCUGUUGAUUAUUUUCAGAAUUAUAUCUCUCGGACUUUAAAGAUAUAUAAAAAUUAACAAAUGUCUUCAGAUAUUGCUUUAAUUGGUAGGGGACAUAUAUUGCUCAGAUUGCUUGUUUAUUAGGACUUGUACAUACAAAACAUUAAUUCAGAAAGGUUAAUCUAAUUGAAACAGAAUGAAAUAAAUGUUAAUAUUUAAUUUGUCAUUAUAUUAGAUACGUGAUUUCAUCAUACAAAGAAACAAUCUAUUGUAUUGUUUAUUUGUUCAAAAUUUAAAUAACUGUAUUCAUUUUGUACAUUGUUCAGUUUCCAUACUUUGCAAAAAAAGACAUUAUAAGGCCAUUCAGAAAAAAAAUGUUCCGUUUUUCAGGCCCAUGUAUGAAAUUUUGUAUUUGUAUCAUUUGAAAAAAAUACAUUGGAAAGAGAAUUAGAAUAUGUAUUUUGAAUGGUUUACGUUCUUUAACAAAAUACUGACCAUAAUUAUUCCAGACAGUCCAGGGUAUAUGUUUCCUAUAUUUGUUACAAUAAAUAAAAGUUUACUGAA